UUGAGGUAGCCAUUAGUAGUCAAAAUAAUGACAUUGCUCGUUUAUGUGCCUCCACUGCUUUCAUGAGACUUGCCUUUACCCAACUUGCAUGUUGUCUUUAUCAGCUAGAGACUCUCAUGAUCAAUACUCAAGUAGCGGUUAGUAUUUAUGCUUUAUUUUCUUAUGAUGAUAUGUUGUUUUUCUUUUCUUUUUGUUUCGUUUGAUUAUGUAGUUACUCACUCUCUUUUUUGGCUCUCAGGAGUACAAUAAGGAUUACACCUUUCCUAUAUUACCAAAUCUCAAGCAUUUGGAGUUAACGGUCGAAGGAGAUUACAAGUUGAGUCUUAGCCAAUUAUCGUCUUUUAUGAAGGCAUCUCCUUACUUACAGAGACUUGCGUUGAAGCUGCGAUUCUGGGAGAACCCUUUUAAUGAGGGGAGAAAAAUAAAGAAAGCUGUCAAAUGGCCCCACCAUUACAUCAAGGUAGUAGAAGUGUUAGGGUAUUGUGAUCGUACCAAUGCUCUUGAACAUGUCACGUUCUUGAUGGAGAAUGUUGUUGCUCUCGAAAAACUUGUUAUUGUUCCUUAUUGGUCGUGGGAUUGUCAUCAUAGCGGAUCAGAAUCAGGAAAGAAAGAAAGGAAGAAGGAAGCAAAGGCAAGACGUCAUGCUAAUAUGCACCUUAAAAAUAGGGUUCCUUCAACAGUAGAAUUUGUUUGCUUGAAAUAAGUCAGGAAAUUCUUCACUCAUAUUCUUUGCAACUUCAAGUGGCUACGAAACUUCAUAGUAUGAAACUUUUUAUCUAAUUUGAUGUCGUGUGAAUUGGUCUACUAGUUUGU
Molecule: messenger RNA, 813 nt
Organism: Prunus persica (peach)
Lineage: Eukaryota; Viridiplantae; Streptophyta; Magnoliopsida; Rosales; Rosaceae
Exons: 2
Coding region: 344-703 (119 amino acids)
Source: RefSeq, a predicted model, not a curated record